Radiomyces spectabilis is the source of this 264-nucleotide messenger RNA. RefSeq lists its product as uncharacterized. Lineage: Eukaryota; Fungi; Mucoromycota; Mucoromycetes; Mucorales; Radiomycetaceae. The record is from RefSeq and is a predicted model, not a curated record. The transcript has a single exon. Bases 1 to 264 code for a protein of 87 amino acids. Gene Ontology annotation, molecular function: DNA-binding transcription factor activity, RNA polymerase II-specific; RNA polymerase II cis-regulatory region sequence-specific DNA binding. Gene Ontology annotation, cellular component: nucleus. Gene Ontology annotation, biological process: regulation of transcription by RNA polymerase II.
AUGAUCAGUUCAAACAAGAAAGACGUCAGCCACAAGCCUUUUAUUUGUCACUUGUGCGAUCGACCUUUCUCACGCAAACACGACCUUCACCGUCACGUUCGAGUCCACACAGGCGCCAAGCCUUACCAAUGUCCCUGUUGCCAAAAAUCAUUUGGACGAACGGAUGCACUGAAACGGCAUUUGCGGUUAGAAGAUGCCUGUCGCUUGAGUCCCGAAGUGCAAGCAAUGAAAGGAGCAGGUCAACGACGAUUCAAAAAUUUGUAA